Messenger RNA from Aureococcus anophagefferens, 1191 nucleotides. RefSeq lists its product as hypothetical. The transcript has a single exon. The record is from RefSeq and is a predicted model, not a curated record. NCBI's taxonomy places the organism in Eukaryota, Pelagophyceae, Pelagomonadales, Pelagomonadaceae. Bases 1 to 1191 code for a protein of 396 amino acids. Gene Ontology annotation, cellular component: cytoplasm. Gene Ontology annotation, molecular function: ATP binding. Gene Ontology annotation, biological process: response to heat; protein refolding.
AUGCUGCGCCCGUCGCUCCUCCGGACGGCCGCGCGCCGCGCCGGCCACCCGCGGCAACGGCGGUCCUACGCCCUGGCGGCGUCGCCGCGGUGCCUCCCGGCGACGCCCAGCGACCGCCGCGGUCCGACGUCGUCGAGCAGCGCCUACUGCCGCUACGGCACGUCGCGCGGCCUGAGCUCGCGGGCGAAGCGCGACUACUACGAGGUGCUGGGCCUGAGCAAGGGCGCGAGCGACGCGGAGGUGAAGAAGGCCUACCGCCAGCUCGCGAAGAAGCACCACCCGGACACGAACCAGGGCGAUCCCGACGCGACGAAGAAGUUCCAGGAGGCGUCCGAGGCCUACGAGGUGCUGAGCGACGCGGAGAAGCGGCGCGGCUACGACAUGUACGGCCACGCGGCCCAGGACUUUGGCGGCGGCGGGCCCGGCGGGCCCGGCGGCGACCCGUUCGAGUCGUUCCGCCGCGGCUUCGGGGGCGGCCAGGGCGGCCCGUUCGGCGGCGGCGGCGGCUUCGGCGGCCAGCCGGGCAACGAGCAGUUCGAGGACCUGCUGAACGAGUUCUUCGGCGGCGGCGGCCGGCGGCGCCGGGGCCCGCGGCGCGGCGCGGACCUGCAGCUCGCGCUGCGGCUGUCGUUCAUGGAGGCGGCGCGCGGCGUCGAGAGCAAGGCCAUCGAGUGGCACGACGUCGGCCGCGACGGCCGCCGCGGCGACCGGCGCUCCGUCGACGUCGCCGUGCCGCCGGGCGUCGACACGGGCAUGCAGAUCCGCCUCUCGGGCAAGGGCGGCGCGGGCGACGCGGGCGCGCCCGCCGGCGACCUCUUCGUGCAGAUCGAGGUCGAGCCGGACCCCUACUUCGACCGUGACGGCGCCGACGUCCACGUGGACCUCGAGCUCGACUUCGCCGACGCGGCGCUCGGCGCGACGAAGGACGUGCUCACGCUCGACGGCAUCGUCGAGAUCAAGAUCCCGCCGGGCACGCAGCCGGACACGAAGCUCCGGCUCCGGGGCAAGGGGCUGCCCGUCAUGAACAGCCGGGGCCGCGGCAACCAGAUCGUCCGCGUCCACCUCGCCGUGCCCCAGGCCCUCUCCCCGAAGCAGCGGGAGCUCCUCGAGGCGUUCCGCGCGGACGCGGGCGAGCCGAAGACGACCGCGCAGGCCGCGCUCGACCGCCUCCGCGCCUUCUUCAGCGGCUGA